Messenger RNA from Ctenopharyngodon idella (grass carp), 13153 nucleotides. RefSeq names its product serine/threonine-protein kinase WNK3 (gene wnk3). NCBI's taxonomy places the organism in Eukaryota, Metazoa, Chordata, Actinopteri, Cypriniformes, Xenocyprididae. The coding region runs from base 1565 to 11017 and encodes 3150 amino acids. Gene Ontology annotation, cellular component: cytosol; cytoplasm. The transcript has 25 exons. Gene Ontology annotation, biological process: positive regulation of sodium ion transmembrane transporter activity; negative regulation of sodium ion transport; positive regulation of potassium ion import across plasma membrane. Gene Ontology annotation, molecular function: protein serine/threonine kinase activity; ATP binding; potassium channel inhibitor activity. The record is from RefSeq and is a predicted model, not a curated record.
UAAUUACUAGUAAGUAAUCCAGUGGUGAUUUAGUUGGCCAUAUUUGACAUUUUCUCAUUAUUUCAAGUUUUAAACACAUGAAGCAUUAGGUUAGAUACUAGCACUUGUUCCAGAGAAGAUGGUAGGCCUAUCCAUUCAAUUAGUCACUAGAAUUAUUACUUUGCUACUAGUCACUUUCCCAAUAGUUUAUUUACUUGUUAUUGUUGGUAAGCUGCGAAUUAUGCUAUAGAAUAAUAUUAACUAACUAUUCACUUCAGACAAAGAUGUACCUAUUCCAGUCUUAUUAGUACUUUUAUUAGUAGACUACUUUGUCUUAUUAAGAUUAGUACUAGUAGCCGACCUUUUAAUCCAUCUAUACCAAAGUAGUUAGUAAAUCUUCCUUAAAUAGGUUACUAGUCUGUAUGGUGAAACAUUUCCAGUUAACAUAAAGACGCAAAUAAAUAGAAAACAUUUUGCUGCUUCAGUUAUAUAAUAUAUUUUGAUUUAUACAUCACUCAUAUAUAAUAUUAACUGCCGUAUUUUCAUAAUUAAGGCCACAUGAAUUGUCAAAUGAUAUUCGGGCUAUUAAUAGAAAAGCUAAAACAAAAGUAAAGACAGACAUGCCUUAUCUUCCAAUAAGUAACAACCCUAUAAAAAUGUAAAUUAAUUAUAUCAGAAUGCCCAAAUCUUGUUGUUUUAUGAGACGCUUACUGGGACAAUGCGCGACCACGAGUGGUCAGACAGGCGGUGGCGCGCAUAGUUGGAGCACGCGGUACGAGCGAGCGAGCGCGCGCGCGUCUCUGUCGUUAACCGAAAAAGGAGAGACGAUCGUGCUCGAUUGAACUACCACGAACGUCGCAGCGACGGACGUUGCUUUGUAAAUUAUGUAAAAUAAAGAGAUGCAUCACGCUAUACACCUGUGAAUACGUUGAUGUUACGUUCACCGGCGGAAAGGCGUGCUAAUAAUCUCGCGGAAAAGAACAACAAUAUGUUUUUUAACAGAUGAUGUGUCCGGGAAGAUUUGAAGGAUUUAAAGACGCCGCUCAAACAAGAGAACCAAACGCUCGUAUAAGAAAAGGAGUAAACACCGGCAACGUUACACGACAAAUUACGCUUAUAUCCAACGAGAUGCUGACGAGCUGUUGAGUCUUUGACAGAUAACGUUAAAUUGGAGAAAGCGAGAUCUUUCGACGAGCUGCUUCAGUUUUAAUAACGACAGAGGAUGCAGCACACCGGAUACACCUGAAAAUCUCCCCUCACUCUCCUGUGAAUCAGUCACCUCUGAGCCAGCCAUAAGAAACUCUUAUGUAGGAAAUGGAGAUAAGGAAAGUACACAGCAAAAACUGAAUUAACUUGCACGGAUAUACUAAAAAAAACAAGCACCCUCUGAUACUCCUGUGAACUCAAGGGAACGCGGAAGAUAAGAGAGUAAUUCUUGUCGCUGACAGCUGGCAACACUGGAAGGACGGCUGAGGAACUUCAUAAGAGGGUGAGAGGGUGAUCACUGAGUGAGAGAGACGGGGACUGACAGAGAGCCAGAGUGCAGGAGGGGGCGGCGGAGGAGGAGUGGGAAAGGUCAAUCGCCAUGGCGACGGACCCAGGAGAGCCCACUGCCACGGAGGAGUCCUCUGGAGAGAAACCUGAUGGAGAGAGGGAGGAGGAGAAUGACCAGGGGAACAGGGCUGCCCGUGAGAGAGAGAGGAUGCACAGCACGCCGUCUGACUUCCCCUCCUCCCAGACACAGGAAAAGAGAGCGUGGUGCGCAGGAGGAGGAGGAGGCGGAGUGGAGGACAGUAAAGAAAUGGAUGAACCGGUCAGACCUCUGACCUUCUUCAUGCCCUCCUCCCCAGCAGCACAAGAACCGUGCAGGAAACGGGAGAACAAGCGUUUUUUCCGAAAGAGCGUGGAGAUAUGCGAAGAGGACGAUGAGGUGGAAGAAACCCACGACGCCCCUCACAGCGCCCCUCACCUCGAGUUUUGUGCCUCUGACUCUGUUUUCACCAGCGGAGCCCAGCAGUUACCCGCCAGUGCCUCGGCUGCCUUGGGUGAGGAUGGCACUCAAGGCACACAGGAUCCUGAUAAGACCGGCCUUUCGGCGGCCACUCUAAAGGGGAAGGAGAGAGAUAGAGAACAGGAAGAAGAGGCUGAGAUGAAGGCCGUCGCCACUUCGCCCGGUGGCCGUUUUCUAAAAUUUGACAUCGAACUUGGCAGGGGAGCGUUCAAAACUGUUUACAAAGGCUUAGACACGGAAACCUGGGUGGAAGUUGCCUGGUGUGAACUGCAGGAUCGAAAGCUGACCAAGGCGGAGCAGCAGCGGUUUAAAGAGGAGGCUGAAAUGCUGAAGGGUCUACAGCACCCCAACAUUGUGCGUUUCUAUGACUCCUGGGAGUCUGUUCUUAGAGGCAAGAAGUGCAUCGUCCUAGUGACUGAGCUCAUGACCUCGGGAACACUCAAAACGUACCUUAAGCGCUUUAAGGUGAUGAAGCCCAAGGUUCUACGCAGCUGGUGCAGGCAAAUCCUAAAGGGUCUUCAGUUCCUACAUACACGUACGCCACCCAUUGUGCACCGUGACCUCAAGUGUGACAAUAUCUUCAUCACAGGCCCGACUGGAUCAGUAAAGAUUGGUGACCUGGGCCUUGCCACCCUUAUGCGGACAUCAUUUGCCAAGAGUGUCAUAGGUACUCCGGAGUUCAUGGCCCCAGAGAUGUACGAGGAGCACUAUGACGAGUCAGUAGAUGUCUAUGCCUUUGGCAUGUGCAUGCUAGAAAUGGCUACAUCAGAGUACCCAUAUUCAGAAUGCCAAAAUGCUGCACAGAUCUACCGCAAAGUCACCAGUGGUAUCAAGCCUGCCAGUUUUGACAAAGUAAAUGACCCUGAGGUAAAAGAAAUCAUUGAGGGCUGUAUUCGCCAAAACCGAUUAGAGCGGCUCUCAGUGAAGGACCUUCUAAAUCAUGCCUUCUUUGCGGAGGAUACCGGUGUGCGUGUGGAGCUUGCAGAGGAAGAUACUGGCUGCAAAGACUGCUUGGCCCUGCGCAUCUGGGUUGAAGAGCCAAAGAAACUCAAAGGCAAGCACAAGGACAAUGAGGCCAUCGAGUUCAGCUAUGACCUGGAGAAUGACAGUGCCGAAGAAGUUGCACUGGAGAUGGUGAAGUCUGGCUUUUUCCACGAAAGUGAUGCUAAGGUGGUGGGGAAGUCCAUCAGAGACAGGGUGACUCUUAUUAAGAAGUCCCGUGAACGGCGACAACAGCAACUCCUUCAGCAGCAACAACAACAAAGUCUUGAUGAGCGCCGUGACUCCUCGGUCCUUACCUCCUCUUUUUCCUAUGUCCAUCCUUCCUGCACCACCUCCUCACAGGGCACAGGAGCUGCUGCAGCUUCUGCAGCUGCUGGGGUUCAGGGAGAGGCAGAGGAGCUGCCAGAAGUGGACCAACAUGUCCAACAGCAAGGGACUGCAUUGGGCUUCACAGAGGGUGAGAGUCUUCCUGCUGUCAGUGGACAAAGCCAAGCCUUUUCUGUACCCGAGUCAGGGAACCGUGCUCAUGCUCAAACCAGUUACCCCACUGGCACAUCUGGAGUGAAAGGAGCAGGGGUUAUAUCUCACCCCCAGCUGCUCGCUAUUGGUCAGAGCGGAGGGGUUCCAAAUGUGCCUGUUGGCCAGAAUGGUGGGAUGUCUGGCAUUUCCAUUGGCCAAAGUGGUGGUGGGGCUCCUAACAUUCCUGUGGCACAGACUUUCAUUCAACCAGUCACUAUGGCAUCACAGGUCCCAUUAAGUGUGCCUCAACAAUAUUCUCAGCCCCUUCCACCAUACUCAACAGAUGUUACAUCCUCGCAAAUGUUACACUCCCGACCCGCUGAUGCUUCCACUCCCCACGGUUCUCUUGUACAGUCGCAGUCAUACAUCCCCCCAAUAUCACCCCAGGCACCCAUGACUGUCCUCACUUCCUCCAUCCCAGCUGGAGAACCCAUAGCAUCAGCAGGCAACAACAUGCCACCCAUGCAGACCCAAACUAGUAUUGCUCCUGUUCAACCCACUGAUGUUUUGCCCAAGCAAGCUAUUGUUCAGACGCAACAGCAGGUGAUGUCAGAAUUGCCCGCAACGUUGCAACUGAACAUCCAGCAAGCAACACCACAAAAGCAGGCAAAUAUAAUGCAGCAGCACCAGACUGUGUUGUUGCCACAGCAGACGGACCAGGUUCAACAAAUGGCUGUUUUGUUACAACAGCCACAGAAUAUAGAACAACCCCAGGUGGUUCUGCAGGAACAGCCACCACAUUCCAGUGCAUCUCAGCAGCCAUAUAUCCCAUUGCCACAGCAGAAACAGCCAACAAUAACCAAUCCACAGCAAAGUGAGCUACAACAGCAGGUGUACAUACAACAACCUCCAAGCAAACCCCAGCAGCAAGUUGUGAUACAGCAGCAAGUUCAGCAACAUCAGCUGUCCGUACAACAAUCCUCAGUAGAACAAUAUCAACACCAGACUCAGCAACAACAGGCACAGCAAGUUUAUGUGCAACAAAUAGCCGAAUCACAAGAGCAGAACAUGAUAAAAACCAUAGUACAACAGCCACCGGUACUUCAAACAAUCCAGCAGCCAUUGCAAUUGAUGGAGCAACAACAACAGCAACUUCUGAUUAGGCAACAGAUUGAGCAGCAACAGAAGGCUGUUUUGCAAAAUCAAAUGGAGCAACAACAUCAACAGCAAGUUUAUAUUCAGCCACAACAACAACAAGUUGAGCAACAACAAAUUCUUCUGCAGCAACAACAAAACUUGGCAGUACAGCAACAAAUCGAGCAACAGCAGCAAGCAUUACAGCAACAAAAGCAAAUAGAACAGCAGCAAAAGGCCAUUUUACAGCAACAGGUGGAACAACAAAGACAACAGCAACAGGCUUUGUUUCAGCAACAGCAACUGGAGCAACAACAAGCAUUACUGCAGCAGCAGCAACGUGAACAACAACAGGCUCUUCUGCAGCAACAACAGUUGGAACAGCAAGCUUUGCUACAACAACAACAGCAACUCCAGUUAAAGCAGCAACAAGCGCUUUUACAUCAACAACAGUUGGAGCAGCAACAGCAGGCUUUGUUUAAACAGCAGCAACAACAGCAGCAGCAGCAAGCACUCAUUCAGCAGCAGCAAAAAUUAGAGCAAAAGGUACUGCUACAGCUGCAACAGCAGAAACACAUCGAACAGCAACAAACUUUAUUACGCCAACAGCAACAGCAGCCUCAGCAGAUAGAGCAACAUGUUUUACAGCAACAGCCGCAAAUACAGAAGCCGACAGAUCAACAAUUGCAGCAGCAGAUAUUCCAACAACAGACCGAGCAGCAACAACAGACAUUGCUACAACAGAGAGAGUCACAGAUGCAGCAACAUCUUCUGAUGCAACAACACCAGAUUGAAUUACAGCGACAACAAGCUCUACAAGCUGAGAAACAACUGCAUCAAGUUUUAUUGCAGCAGCAGCAUAUAGAGCAACAUGCAGCUCUGGUAGAUCAGGCAAACCUAGGGAAAACACAGCCUCCAGAGAUGGUCCAGCAGAUUAGUCAAAUGCAGCACUCUCAACAAAUAAUGUCCCCUCAACCUCAUCUUUCUCAAAAACAGACUGAGCAGCAACAGGUCUUGAUUCAGCAACAACAAGCCAUCCUUCCCCAGGCAUCACAUAGACCUUCUCUGGUAGAGUUACAAGUUCCAACCCUGGUUCAGGCUGUACCAAAAAUGGUUAGUGCUCAAAUACCUAGUCAAGUUCCAGCCCCAGUACUCAUCCAGCAACAGAUACCACCUCAGAUGUCGGCCCAACCUUCAGCGCAAGUACAAAUCCAGAGUCAAGGGGACCCUGGAAUUUAUGGUCAGAUUCCCCUGCAGACUCAAAGUCAUCCUGCACCGCAGACAAUGGGAGGCCAUAUUCAAGCAGGCCAGCUGCAAGUUCCACAACCAACCCAACAAAUCACAUCUCCAACACAAGUUCCUACACCACAACCUAUUCAUUCUUUUGUCCCAACUUCAACACAAAUGGUCUCACAAGGGCAAACCCUUCCAUCCCAAACUCAGUUGGUACCACCUCAAGCUGCAGCUUCUCUCCAGUGUCAAGUCGUGGUAGGGUCACCUGCGCCUCUUGUGCAUCCUACAGUGCCGGCUGCUUCUACAAUUAUGCCCACACAAUUUGCUCAAGCACCUGUCGGUCCGCAAACCAUUCAGUCUGUUCAGCUAGACCUCACACAAUCUGUAAAACAACAACAACAACAACAGCCGCCUCUGCAGCAAUAUCAGCAAGCAGUACUGUCUCCAGUGUCACAUGCGCCUACCAUCAAUCCAAUGGCCACUUCAUCAAUGCAGCGCUAUUUACAACAGACAAACCAAUCACAAAUGCAGGCUUCUCAAGUCAUCCAAGCUCAGCAACAUCCAGUCAGUGUAGCAUCGAUGCAGGCGGUCUUGCAACCCAUGCCUCCAGUGCAACCUCAGGCUACCCAACAGCAUGAGCAGCAACUGCCUCAAGCCCACCAUGUGCAGCAACAGCAACCGCUCCACCAUCAGCAUCAGGCCCAACCUGUGCAGCAGCUUCUCCCACCUAAUGCUGUUUUAACACAAGAUCUCCACCAACAACCUUGUCAUCCUCAACCAGUGCUCCAACAUAUGCUCCCGAUACACAUUGCUCCCAGUCAGGUACCUCAGACCCAAGCAAGAACGGUACCUCUGUACAGUCAGGUGGUCUCAGGUCCACCACCCUCGCCCCAGAACCAGCAGAAACUUCCUGCUCAAAUGCACACACAGACUAACAUGCAGUCAAAAGCACACUCAACCGCACAGGCACAGACCCACAUAGAGGCUACUGGGAGUUUCGAGCAGCCUCAUUACUCCCAAGCUGCCUUUAUGCCAUCACAGAUCCCCCCAAGUCCAUCUCAUACUUCCCUACAGCCCUCUUCUGCUCUCCCAGCCCUACAACCAGCUGUCCCAGUUUCAGAAAUUCCUGUUCCAUCAGAGGCACAGCUAAACCAGCCAAGGCCUGCUGACAUGAUCCCUGAUUCCCAUCCUACUGUCAAUGCUUCACAGUCCCAUGACUCUAAUGGCUCUGUGUUGCCCACCACCUCGCUGGCAGAAAGUGAUGCUGCAUUGCUGGGCAUUGCUCAGGAGAGCCCACAUCAGUCUGCCAACAGGGGCUCUUCAUCAGGCUCUGUUCCUGCCAAUGGAGAUGAGGCCCAAUCGCUGUGGGCCAGUGGAAAACAAGAUAAGGUAAAAUCUCAGAGGAGAUCAUCUUGUCAAAAGACUGAAAAAACUCAUUUUCAACUCAGCAUGUUGCAGGUCUCAGGCACAGGGGACAACAUGGUAGAGUGUCAGUUGGAGACUCACAGCAACAAGAUGGUCACAUUCAAGUUUGACAUUGAGGGAGAUGCACCUGAAGACAUUGCGGAUUAUAUGGUGGAGGAGGAUUUUGUCCUUGAGCCUGAGAAAGAGAAAUUUGUUGAGGAGCUGAGAGCUAUAGUGAAGAAAGCUCAAGGAAUACUAAGCACUCAGUCACAGUCUGGGUCCUUGGAGCAACUCCAUGUGAGCACCCCAUCCAGUGCAACAGUGGAUUCAGCCCCUCAGUCUUCCCCUGUGGGUCGCUGGAGAUUCUUCAUUAACCAAACCAUUCGCCAUCGUGACUCACACUCCAACCAGGGAGCUUCCACUUCCCCACCAAUGGGAGAGAGCCGAGUUCCCAAGUCCAUAGAAACGGAGAAAGAUCAUGAAAGCCCUCAGCGCUCAGAGUCUUUUGCUGGGAUAGCAUCUUCCCCGAGUUCUUCAAUAUCUGCAUCCUCUCCUCCGGUGUCUACUGUAUCAGCCCCUGCGUCCAUGUCAGCCUCGGCCAUUGCUGCCCAAAAAGAUUUAACACCCUCUGCCUUGCCAACAGUAGAGCAAGUCCUCUCCUCUACCUUGACUGGAGGCUCAAUCGCUGUCAUGGCUUCCAGCACCUCUGCCGCUCCUUUCCAUGCAGUCGCAGCCCUCACAGGCUCCAAUGUGGACCAAGGAGAUGCUGCAGCUAAAGUUGAUGGUGAACAGCCCCUCUCUAACUUGUCUGCUUAUGGGACCCCUCCAGCAUCACUGGUGACCCACGCUGAUCCAUCACAACAGUUGCUAGCUCAAACCCAAAUGGCACCCUCACAAACACCAGAUAUACUUCAACAGACCCAGACACUACAGUUAGCAAUGGCCACCACCGAACAGGCUCAGCAACCACAGAUUAUGCCUCAUCCAGUGCUCCAGGUCGCUCCACAGCCACCUACACUCCAGCCUAGCGAGUCAAAAGCACUAUCACAGCCGAUACCAAAGGAGACAGUCUCUUUGCAGGGAGGCCUUCCAGCUGCCCAAGUUCAGCAGGUCCCUCACCAACAAGUACCAGUUGAUUCUCAACAGCCGGCAAUGCAACAGACCGCAUUCUUGCAGCAACACAGCCUUCAGCAAACAGCCAAUGCUGAGCAGAUCCAGCACCACACUGUAGAACAGUAUGUGUCUCAAGAAACCACACCGGCCCCAGCGAUGCUGACCAUGCAUCCACAGCAUUGCUUCCAGACCCAGGAUCCCCUACAGCUUCGAGCUCCAUUUCAGCCUGUAAUCCCGCAGCAGCUUCCCGCCGAGCAAACGCAGACAUUACUUCAGCAGGUACCGCAUGAUAUGGUGCCUAUGGCACAAACCGCGGUGCCUCCGGCUGUGCAGAAGCAGGCAUCUGUCCAGCAGUCAGAGUCUGAGCUGUCCACUGGUGAGGACACCGUCAGCCACUCCGCCCCACCCCAUCCCUCUUCGGACACCUCUCUCCCACCCCUCCAACUCUCUGAAACUGCUCUGCCCACCCUCUCCCAUACAUUCACACCCUCUCCAGCCCAGCCCUCCUCAGUUGCCGAGUCAGACAGCGAAGGCCCACCCAAAAUCGAGUUUGUGGACAACCGAAUCAAGACUUUGGAUGAGAAACUGAGGACUCUGCUGUAUCAGGAGCACAGCGGCAGCGGGGCAGCACUGGCAAGUGGCUCCACGGGCGGCCCUGGUCCUGCCCUCAACUCCACCUCGGGAUCUGCUGCGGCCUCCACUGCAGUUGAUGAGUCUUCAGAGCCCCCCUACGCAUUCUCCCCACCUCCUGUGACCUCCUCAGACACCUCCCCUCACUCCACCUCUUCCACUACCUCCUCCACCACCCCUCGUUCUUCCUCCAUCUCUCCGGAUGGAGAGCGGGAGAGAGCAGGCGAGGAGGAGACGAUCUCAUCUGCUGUGCAACAACAGCCUGCCUCAUCUUUCUCCUCUACAUCCCCUCCAUGCUCCCUCCUUUCCCCUCCACAGGAGCCCGGAUCUCCAAAAGUGCCCAGUGAAACAUCAGUAAGCGUAAGUGGGGCUCCGCCUUCCCUCUCUGAAAGCUGCACCCCUGGAGAUGUUCUGUUGCCUUCCUCUUCUCAAACGCCCAUCCCACUGUGGCCUGGACAGCAGCAGCAGCACAAUGAAGGAGGUGGAUAUUUUGGCCUAAACCUGACAUGUCCUAGUAUCAGAAAUCCUGUUAGCAAGAAAUCCUGGACUCGAAAAUUCAAAAGCUGGGCGUGCAAACUGCGCCACUCCGCCAGCUUGUUCAAGAAGCCCAGAGUCCAGCAAGAUGGCAACUUCAGCCAGGGGAUGGAGGAGGAGAGGGAGGCAUCUAAACACGACCAACCCUGCUCGCGCAGAGGGCGUUUCCAGGUGAUUCCAGUUUCCCAGUCCGCAGAGCCCCUUCCACCACAGGAAGCUGCACCAAGCCAAGCAGCCAUGCAAAGAAAAGUUGGCCGUUUCUCAGUUACACAGGCCGAACAAAGAGAGGAAAAUUUGACGGACAGCUCCCCUGUGUCCCCUGACCUGGAGCGAGAGAGGAGGAAAACGAAAGCGAAAGAUGGUGAGAAAGAGGAGAGGAGAACUACAGUACCCACCCAUCCACCGAGGAGUCACACACGCUCGCCCCUGGGCAGCAGCGACGAUGAGAGCGAGGUGGAGGAUGAAGAUUUGAGGAGAGAGCUCCACAAGCUGAGAGAGAAACACAUCAAAGAGGUGGUGUCCCUGCAGGCACAGCAGAACAGAGAGCUGCAGGAUUUGUACAGGCAGCUCCGCUCUCUUAAAGACCACAGACAUCCUCUGUCCAUGACCCUGCCCCGUACCUCUCCUUUGCCCGCCGCACCCCUCGCCAUCUCCCCACGCAGACCCCGACCCGCCAAAGCCAAGCUUCGGCCCCGACCCCAUUCUCACAUGGAUAACAACGGAGUCACACACCAAGGGAGUCUUCAGCAGACUAGUAGUUAUUCUGGUGGGGAGCAAAGCAGGCUUCACUCAUACUGCAAGCCUGAGAAAACCCCAUCACUGACCGCUAAUAGAGACCAGAGUCCUUCAGCCCAGGGUUCUGCCAAUAGAAAGAGCACAUUCACAGAUGAACUGCAUAAGCUUGUUGAUGAGUGGUCAAAAGAAGCUGUUUGCCCUGUUCAGCCUAAGCCUUCACUGAAUCAAAUCAAACAGAUCCAACAAGUGCAGGAGUUGGGCGGAUGGGGCCAGACUACUGAGCCAACAGCUUCAUCGGGUUGGUUUUCCGGGGGUCCAUUGAGUACUCCCGUAUCAGUCAACAUGUCUACAAUGACGUCCACCCCCUAUAGCACCAUCGGUGGGCAAACGCAGCCGCCUCCAACGCAAUUUCCCAUAGCUCCUCUACCCCAGCAGAAUGCACAUCUGCAGCCUCCCCUGCACCGUCAGCCCCUGCAGUACAGCCCCUCUCCCCUGCACCCGCAGCAGGUCCAGCUCCUGUCAGGAUCCCAGCCCCCGGUGUCUGGCGUGCCUCCCCCCAGCGCCUCCCCCUCGCUUAUGGCUGCAGCAGGGCCUCCGCUGCCCCCCGCCACCAGCAUCACAGCUGCCUCUGUCCCCGCCGCCACCGCCAAUCAAGACACCAUCUUCUGCUCGUCCUCCUCCUCCUCAUGCUCCUCUUCCUCCUGCUCCAACUCCACUCUGCCUUCAAGUGCCAAACUUCACUCCAAACCCUCCACGUCCACCCUUCCUUUAGGACAGCAGUGAGAUGAGGUCUGUUUGAGAAGACGGAGAGGAAUACCACUGAUGUACAUCCUGUACAGGAAGGACACUAGUAGCAAGUGGUUGCGUGUGUAUGGGUAUGGGGGUGUAUAAAUACUGUAGUGUGUGUAUUUGUGUGAGCGUGUGUUUGUGUUGCAUUUUUCAAAACAUAUCCUCUGUGUGUUUCCGCACCGUCAAGUUUUAUAUCUGACUUAGCUGGACCUGAACUUGCCCUAUAUAGAGACAUUUUUGACAUGAGAUAUGAUCCUCUUUGUUUUUAUUUAUCAGUGCUUCAAAUGAAAGGACUAUUUGAAUUUUAAAAAGUGCAAUUAGUAAUGAUAUUUAAAUUCUUUUCUGUGUUGUUGUGACGUGGGUCUGUAUAGCUUAAAAGAAAUAUUUUUUUAUAUAUACGCACGGAAAAGACAACAACCAGACGUCAGCAGUGAUGCGCCAUCUUAAAAGAGCACAACGGAUUCAGCCGGUGGCGAGAUCAACCGCAUGUUCUAGCGCAGAGCAUGGUAACCCUGCAACCGUCAUCUUAGCUAUGAAAACAAUCGAAAACACUUGUUGUGCACGGAAUAAGGCAUGCUCCUCAUGUAUUAUAUUUUACAAUGAUAAAUAGCGGUAACGUUUUAGAUUUAGCCAAGAUUUUUUCUAGAAUAACAAAUAGCCAUUGACUAAUUCCUUUUACGAUCCUGCAAUUGAUUCUGAGAAGAAAACAGUUCUUCAGUUCAUUUGGUUUCAAAUGAAACUAGCUAAUAUGAUUGCAGUAUUUUUCUCUCUGUAUUUUUCUCUAGCAGACGUUCAUACUUUUAAGGUUUACACUAUUAACAUUAAUCCCAUGGUGAAGAGUGCAAGACUAGACGGCUGUUUGGAAAGCUCAAGUGAAGUGAACGCAGCUUGUUCUUGUUCUUGUCUAUUUUUGCACAGUCCCGUAUGAACGUGCUUCCGUGAACACCGAACUGUGAUCUGUGAACUGUGAGUUUGCUUUUCGUGAACGCAGCGCAUCAGCAAAACACUGGCAAAAAGAUGUAAUCCUCAUUGAAUCUGGCAUUUCAUCAGAUAUAGACAUACAUAACUGCCAAGCAAAUUUAUGACUGGAAGAACAUAGGUUGCCUUUUUACAGUGUAUUUUUCUACACUGAUCAUAAAGCUUAUAUGUGAUUCAUCUAGACCAAGAUAUCAAUGCCCAGCUAUGUAACAAGACUACUGAAGAUUUAUAAAGAGGUUGUCAGUCAGCAUUCAUAAACCUGCAAUGCCCAUAUAUAGAAUAUAGAAAACUGGCUGUUUUUAAUGUUUUGUUGAAAAAAGGAACUGAAGGUUGGUAUGAAAGAGGCAACCUGCGUUUUUCAACAAGUAGGUGAGAGAUAGACAGGAUGGAAUGUAUUGUGUUAAGGAACGGAUUCAUUUUGUGAAGCUCUUUAAAUUGUGCUAAUGCUAGAACUCGUGGAUGUUACAAAAAGAAGUCAACAAUGGCCGUUGCCUACAAAGAGUUGGGAUCACACAGUUUCCAGUAUUUUAUGUCCUUUUUCUAAAGACAAGACCCCACAGUAAACCAACAGUAUAGUGGUGAGCAUAAAGCUGUUGUGUCUAAGAAAACUCCAACAUAAGCCAUUUGAUCUGUACAAAUGGGAAAUGUAAAGAUAACCCUCUGCUGAAGUGUUACAAAAAUGUAAUCUAAAAAGAAAGCAUUAUUUUUGUAUUUUGAAAGGGGUUGUAAAAAUGUAAAAUUGUGUACUGAUCAGUGUUGAGAAAGCUGUGGUUAUCUGAUAAGACACAGGUCCUAAACGGUUUCUCGAGUUCCCCUGGCUUACAAAUUUACCCCAAACGUUUGUUCCAAUAUUUCAACAUGAUACAAAAUUUCGAGGGAUUUUAAUUCAGUGCAAGUGACUGGGAAUAUUUUAAGCCAAAUCAUUUCUACAGUGGUGUGACUUUUGGGUGAAGUUGUACAGUAAAACCAGGGGGACCCUAGAAUUACUUGACUGACCACCAAUAAUUAAAGGUUAUUUAAGUGAAAAUAAUCUAUAGAGGACUAAACUUAUUGCUGGUGAUUUAGCUACUGUAAAUUGUAACUAAUUCAACUGUUGAUUCUAUUUAUGUUUUGUAACUAAUCAAAAAUAAACAUCAAAUGUUAAACAUCAAA